This is a messenger RNA of Phasianus colchicus (ring-necked pheasant), 297 nucleotides long. NCBI's taxonomy places the organism in Eukaryota, Metazoa, Chordata, Aves, Galliformes, Phasianidae. The record is from the annotation of a RefSeq genome assembly.
AUGUCUCCCCUUCACUUCAGCUUCUACUCCGCAUUCACAUUCAGCUGCCUAGGAUUAGCAUUCCACCGAACCCACCUUAUCUCCGCCCUACUUUGCCUAGAAAGCAUAAUAUUAUCUAUGUUCAUCCCCCUCUCAAUAUGACCCCUCGAAAACCAAACCCCAUCAUUCACCCUCGUACCCAUCCUCAUACUAGCUUUCUCAGCAUGUGAGGCUGGUGCUGGCCUAGCCACGCUAGUAGCCUCAACCCGAACACACGGCUCCGACCACCUUCACAACCUAAACCUUCUACAAUGCUAA